AUGGCGCUCGCCCGGCUGCUGCUGCUGCUGCUGCUGCCUUGCCUGGGCGCCCGAGCAGCAGAACCAGUCGAUGUUUUGAAAGUAUUGCAGCUGCAGAGCCUGCCCGAGGGGGUCCGCAAGACAACGGGCUUCUGCCCCAAGAGGCGCUCAGGAUCGGGGCCGGAUGUGGCCUAUCGGAUAUCCAGGCAGGCUCAGAUCAGCGCCCCCACGCGGCAGCUCUUCCCAGGCAAAUUCCCGGAGGAUUUUUCCAUCAUGGCGCUGUUGAAGCCCAAGUCCGGCCUCCAGGCCUUCUUGCUCUCCAUCUACAACCAACACGGCAUCCAGCAGCUGGGCAUGGAGCUCGGCCGCUCGCCCGUCUUCCUCUACGAGGACCAGAACAAGCGCCCCGCCCCGGAGGACUACCCCAUCUUCCGGGGAGUCAACCUGGCAGAUGGCAAGUGGCACCGUGUGGCGCUCAGCGUCAGCAAGAAGCAAGUGACCCUGGUCCUGGACUGCAAGAAGAAAGUGACACGGCCGCUGCCCCGUGGAAACCAGCCGGUCAUCGACACGCGAGGCAUCACCGUCUUUGGAACCCGCAUCCUGGAUGAUGAAGUCUUUGAGGGUGAAAUCCAGCAGCUCCUCAUCUCCUCCAGCCCGCAAGCGGCCUACGACUUCUGCGAGCACUACAGCCCGGAUUGUGACGGAGCGACCCAGAAGCCUCAAGCCCAGGAGGCCCAGCAGAGACCCACCAGGCCUGAGAAACCGGCCAAGGCCACGGCUAAGGCCACGGCCAAGGCCGCCACCAAGGCCGCCACCAAGCCCAAACCGAAGCCGCAGCCCCAGAAGCGCCAGCUAAUGGGCACGACGCCCAGCUCGGUCAAGACGGGGGCCAAAAACGGGAAGCCCCCCGGCAGUUCUAAAUACUCCGGCAACGGGAAGUAUCCUGGCAACGGGAAGUCCCCCGGCAACGGGAAGUCCUCGGGGAAGUCCUACAGCGGUGGCGGCGCCAGGGCCAAGGUGGCCUCGGGGGGCAAGUCCUCGGCCGCGAAAAACUCCCAGAACAAAUCGGGGGGCCAGGCGCAUGCCGGCGCCACUGGAACCCGGACGCUGGGAAACAGCUACCAGCAGGACGUGGGUCUGCUUCCCACGCAGGAGCCCCGGGGAGCUCACGAGUACCCCGAGUACAGCCUGCCUCCUCACGCGGAAGACACUUACUGGGAAGAGAACCCCACGGCGGAGGCGUCCCCUCCUGCCCCCUCAUCGCCGUGGGUCGAGGAGGAAGUGCCCAGCCCACAUCCCACGGAGGAGGAGGUGUUCACAGAAGAGGAGGUGCCAGGUGUGGGUCUGGAGUAUGAAUACGUCUAUAAGAACUAUGGCGAGGGGGCGGAGCCGUCGGAGCUGGGCCCCGUGCUCUCAGCUGAAACCCCCCACAGCGGAGGCGCGGUGCGCGGAGCCCGAGGCUACAAAGGCGACAAAGGCGAACCGGCUGUCUUCGAGCCUGGCAUGCUGGUGGAGGGUCCCCCUGGCUCAGAAGGCCCUCCGGGUAUCAGCGGGCCGCCCGGCACCCAGGGACCCCCCGGACCUUCUGGCGACUCUGGGGAGAGGGGUCCCCCCGGACGCCCCGGUAUGCCUGGCUCUGACGGUGUCCCCGGACCCCCCGGCACCUCCAUGAUGCUCCCGUUCCGGUUUGGGAGCAGCGGAGGCGGCAAGGGACCGGUGGUGGCAGCACAGGAGGCUCAAGCUCAAGCCAUCUUGCAACAAGCCCGGCUGGCCUUACGGGGCCCUCCCGGACCGAUGGGAUACACAGGCCGUCCCGGGCCCUUGGGUCAACCCGGCAGCAACGGCAUGAAAGGGGAGCACGGCGACUUUGGCCCUCAGGGGCCGCGGGGGCCUCAGGGACUAACAGGAGCCCCAGGGAAGUCUGGCCGGAGGGGUCGCGCUGGAGCUGACGGGGCACGGGGAAUGCCCGGGGAAUCGGGCAUCAAGGGCGACCGUGGCUUCGACGGGCUGCCUGGCCUUCCAGGGGACAAAGGACACCGGGGUGACACUGGCUCUCAGGGUGUCCCUGGUCCCCACGGAGAAGAUGGCGAGAGGGGAGACGAUGGUGAAGUUGGACAACGUGGGCUUCCCGGAGAGCCGGGACCCAGAGGGUUGCUCGGACCCAAAGGCCCCCCGGGGAUCCCAGGCCCACCGGGCGUGCGCGGCAUCGAUGGACCCCACGGGCCAAAGGGGAAUCUGGGUCCGCAAGGGGAGCCGGGACCCCCCGGUCAGCAGGGGACUCCGGGGACACAGGGGCUGCCAGGACCGCAGGGGGCAAUGGGACCCCAUGGGGAAAAGGGCCCCACUGGGAAACCGGGUCUCCCUGGAAUGCCCGGCUCUGACGGGCCCCCGGGCCACCCUGGCAAAGAGGGCCACCCUGGCACCAAAGGGAACCAGGGCCCAUCUGGUCCGCAAGGUCCGGUUGGCUACCCAGGCCCUCGCGGUGGGAAGGGCAUCGACGGCAUCCGCGGCUUGAAAGGUCACAAGGGAGAGAAGGGAGAAGAAGGAUUUACUGGUUUCAAGGGCGACGUGGGUGUGAAAGGUGACCGGGGCGAAAUUGGCGUCCCGGGAUCCCGUGGGGAAGACGGCCCCGAAGGCUCCAAGGGCCGGACUGGCCCACCUGGAGAUGCAGGUCCCCUUGGGCUGGUAGGAGAGAAGGGCAAACUGGGUGUUCCAGGAUUGCCAGGGUACCCAGGGCGACAGGGCCCCAAGGGUGCGCAAGGCUUUCCUGGAUUCCCCGGCACCAAUGGCGAGAAGGGGGGUCGGGGUCUCUCUGGGAAGGCCGGGCCCCGAGGCGAGCGGGGGCCCUCGGGCCCCAGAGGCCAGCGUGGGCCACGAGGAGCCACGGGGAAGUCAGGAGCAAAGGGCACCUCUGGCAGCGAAGGUCCAGCCGGACCCCUCGGUGAACGGGGGCUGCCGGGACCACAAGGGCCGAACGGAUUCCCCGGACCGAAAGGACCCCCUGGCCCCCCUGGGAAGGAUGGGCUUCCUGGCCACCCUGGACAGCGGGGAGAAGUUGGAUUCCAAGGCAAAUCUGGCCCCUCAGGAGGCCCGGGGGUCGUGGGACCUCAGGGAGCCGCAGGAGAAACAGGCCAGAUGGGAGAGAGGGGGCACCCAGGCCCGCCCGGACCGCCGGGGGAGCAAGGCCUAUCUGGGCCGUCCGGAAAAGAAGGAACCAAGGGUGACCCCGGCCCCCCUGGAGGCCUAGGGAAGGACGGCCCGGCUGGACUGAGAGGUUUCCCCGGAGAACGAGGCCUCCCUGGCACUGCCGGGGGCCCUGGACUGAAAGGCAACGAGGGACCCGCCGGACCCCCAGGACCCGCUGGGUCUCCGGGAGAGAGAGGGGGACCGGGGUCAGGCGGCCCCGUCGGGCCCCCAGGAAGGCCCGGACCUCAAGGACCACCUGGCCCGUCUGGGGAGAAGGGCGUGCCUGGUGAAAAAGGGCCCCUCGGCCCCGCUGGCCGUGACGGCGUCCAGGGCCCCGUGGGGCUGCCCGGCCCUGCAGGACCGCCCGGGGGCCCGGGGGAGGACGGCGAUAAGGGCGAAGUGGGAGACCCGGGGCAGAAGGGCGGCAAAGGCAGCAAAGGGGAGCACGGUCCACCGGGGCCACCUGGCCCACUGGGUCCCCUCGGGCAACCAGGAGCUGCAGGUGCUGACGGAGAUCCUGGAGCGAGGGGCCUCCAAGGCCACUUUGGGGCCAAAGGGGAUGAGGGGACGCGCGGCUUCAACGGGCCCCCGGGGCCCAUCGGUUUGCAGGGUCUGCCUGGACCAUCCGGAGAAAAGGGCGAGACGGGAGAUGUGGGAGGCCUGGGACCCCCAGGACCCCCAGGACCGCGAGGCCCAGCUGGACCCUCUGGAGCUGACGGUCCUCAAGGCCCCCCGGGAGGCAUAGGGAACCUGGGUCCCCCUGGGCAGAAGGGUGAGGCAGGAGAACAGGGGGGACCCGGGGGUCCCGGAGAGCCAGGAGGGAAGGGCCCACGGGGCGAAAGAGGAGAGAAAGGAGAGGCCGGAUCUGCUGGCACAGCUGGACCCCCUGGAGGGAAAGGCCCCACUGGAGACGACGGGCCCAAGGGCAACCCCGGUCCAGUUGGUUUCCCUGGAGAUCCAGGACCCCCUGGCGAAAUGGGACCCCGGGGCCAAGAUGGGGCCAAAGGUGACCGAGGAGAAGACGGCGAGCCAGGAGAGGCGGGUUCUCCAGGCCCAACCGGUGAGAACGGCCCCCCCGGCCCCCUAGGGAAGAGGGGCCCAGCCGGCACGCCCGGCCCCGAGGGGCGGCAAGGGGGGAAAGGCAAAAAGGGAGAAUCGGGUGCGCUUGGGCCGCCAGGGAAGACUGGGCCAGUGGGGCCUCAGGGAACGCCUGGGAAACCAGGAACAGACGGGCUGAGGGGCAUCCCCGGAUCCGUGGGUGCGCAAGGCAAGCCAGGGGCUACAGGCCAGGCCGGGCCUCCGGGACCAGUGGGCCCCCCCGGCUUGCCUGGACUGCGAGGGGACUCUGGACCCAAAGGAGAGAAGGGCCACCCUGGUCUCAUUGGCUUGAUCGGACCCCCGGGAGAACAAGGGGAGAAGGGAGACCGAGGCCUGCCGGGCCCACAGGGCAGCGGGGGCCAUAAAGGAGAACCCGGAAUCUCUGGUCCGACCGGCCCCCUCGGCCCCGCAGGGCCCCCUGGACUUCCUGGUCCACCCGGUCCCCAAGGUGCGAAAGGAGCCACGGGUCAAGCGGGACCCAAAGGUCAGCGUGGAGUCCCUGGACCCCCCGGGCACCCGGGCCCCCCGGGCGAAGUCAUCCAGCCGCUGCCCAUCCAGAGGUCCAAGAAGAACAAGCGCUCCAUCGAUGGCAGCCAGCUGAUGCCGGAGGAGGAGGAGGAGGAGGAGAAGGCGGCGGCGGACACAGCCAGCCACAAGGCCUCCCAGGGCAUGGAGGAGAUCUAUGGCUCCCUGCACUCCCUCCGGGAGGAGAUUGAGCACAUGAGGAAGCCGCUGGGCACGCAGGACAGCCCCGCCCGCACCUGCCAGGACCUGCACCUCUGCCAGCCUGAGCUGCCCGACGGUGAAUACUGGAUCGAUCCGAACCAGGGCUGUGCACGGGAUUCCUUCAAAGUCUUCUGUAACUUCACCGCUGGGGGCGAGACGUGCGUUUUCCCCAGCCAAGAGACUCGAGAGGCGACCGUGGCCACGUGGGAGCAGGAGACGCCCCAAACCUGGUUCAGCCAGUUCCGGAAAGGCAGUCAGUUCUUCUACGUGGACGCCGACGGCAACCCCCUGGGCGUGGUGCAGCUGGCCUUCCUGCGGCUGCUCAGCGUCUCGGCCCGCCAGAACUUCACCUACCACUGCCAGCGCUCGGCAGCCUGGCACAGCCGCGGCGCCCCCCCCUCCGGGGGCUACCAGCGGGCACUGCGCUUCCUGGGCGCCAACGAGGAGGACAUGAGCUAUGACAGCAGCCCCUACAUCAAGGCCCCGGUGGACGGCUGCGCGGUACGGAAGGGGUCCGCCAAGACCAUUCUGGAGGUGAACACCCCUGUCGUGGCUCAGCUGCCCUUGCUGGACGUGCGCGUGACGGACUUUGGCGAGCCCAACCAGAAGUUUGGGUUCGAGGUGGGACCGGUGUGUUUCCUCGGCUAG
Elgaria multicarinata webbii is the source of this 5637-nucleotide messenger RNA. RefSeq names its product collagen type XI alpha 2 chain (gene COL11A2). Gene Ontology annotation, cellular component: collagen trimer. Gene Ontology annotation, biological process: sensory perception of sound; collagen fibril organization; cartilage development. The record is from RefSeq and is a predicted model, not a curated record. Gene Ontology annotation, molecular function: extracellular matrix structural constituent conferring tensile strength. The coding region runs from base 1 to 5637 and encodes 1878 amino acids. The transcript is spliced from 67 exons. Lineage: Eukaryota; Metazoa; Chordata; Lepidosauria; Squamata; Anguidae.